AUGGCCAGGGCCGGCUUCUCCUGUUUCAUCGUACAUUUAUUCGCCGUCCUCUUCUCCGAUCUCUAUCUGCCAAACUCUGAUUCCAUCCACUCGAAAGACAUUCUACCUGUCCAGGUCGAAUUUGAUCUCCUCGGCACCGUACUCACGAACUUCUGUGACAUUUGCCUCAUACUUGCCAUUAGCGGACUCGACAAGGGCAUCCUCAUCGCGCACAACACAGAACCGAGCCAUGGCGAUGGCGACGUGCUACCCGGAACAGUCCAGCUCGCUGAUAAGAUAUUCCACUUCUCCGUCUAUGGACUCGCCGGUGUCCUUUUUAUUCUGAGCAUCGUCGCAUUUUCUAUUGGCCAACACCUCUAUUGCACCUUUGGUUUGGCCAGCAGCCGUAUCGGAUAUGACCACUCCUACGUUGGAUCAUCGUAUAGCCAGAUGGAGUUGGGCAAGGCAUCCCACCUCUUGUCUUUGACCAUGUAUUGUAUGGCUCUGGCUGUUGUGGUGUGCAUCUCUAUCAAGUCCAUCGUUACAAAGAUGCGCUGCCGAGGAGACAAGCGUGUUGCAAUGGUAUGUUGGCACAGUGACGUCGCUGAAACUCUCAUAUCGCACCUCAUCAUUCGUAUUGACGUCUUGUUCUUCCACCUGCAGGCAUGUACGUAUCUCAUUGUAUGCGAUUCGCUCCUUAUAUUGCGCAAUUCCUACAUUGUGGGCUUUGCUUUAGCAUUCAAACCUCGCGACGGCGCCACCAACACACCGCCUUCUGUAUUCACCGUCAUAGAUGUGAUUGCAGAUACCUGGCCGGCCUUGGUGAUCUUCUGCGUUCUUUUCGCCCUCGGCUGCAAGAAGCGCGGCCUGUGGUCUACGAAGCAGCCUUAUACACCAGGUCUCCUAGACGUCACACCUCAGCAAAGCCCUCGGAGCUAUUCGCACGGUACUAGUCAGCCAAGUGAAGCAGACCUAGAGUCCAAUAUGCAGGAACCCCAGAUGCACGAGAUGCCGCAAGUCACGUCCCGCGAGCACAUUCUGCACGAACCGAUGCCUCGGCACGAAAUCCCACGCCGCCCAGUGAAUCCGCCACCACUGCAGGGAGAGCAGCAGCAAAUACGAGAAACGUUGGAAGCUGAAGGCCAAGAUGAUUCACCCCCCGACUAUUACAGCGCUCGCCACCAAGCUCCUCCUCAACCCGUGCCCCAACACGCAUUGCCAUUCACCCCCGUCGGUGCCGGCGAGGAAGAAGCACAAGCAGGUCCGUCGUUUGCGCUACCAGUGCAACGAGGCUACGAUGGCGUACCACUGUCUGGCUCACCGCCCCCUCACGCGGACGCCAUGGGGCUUUAUCAUCAAGCAGACGGGAGAACACCGCAGUCGCAGCCUUUGCCAUAUAAUGAGAAGAGUUGA
Messenger RNA from Metarhizium acridum CQMa 102, 1392 nucleotides. RefSeq lists its product as uncharacterized. NCBI's taxonomy places the organism in Eukaryota, Fungi, Ascomycota, Sordariomycetes, Hypocreales, Clavicipitaceae. The record is from RefSeq and is a predicted model, not a curated record.